Molecule: messenger RNA, 1286 nt
Organism: Panicum virgatum (switchgrass)
Lineage: Eukaryota; Viridiplantae; Streptophyta; Magnoliopsida; Poales; Poaceae
Product: triple functional domain protein-like
Exons: 1
Coding region: 361-864 (167 amino acids)
Source: RefSeq, a predicted model, not a curated record
GACUUUGACUUGCGGCAACAGCCAGCAGCUGGCCGCCCCCCUAAGCGCCUCUGGUUGGAGCUCGCGUCCUUCCCGGCGAGGCCGUGCGACCUGGACGGCGCACGCGCGCGGUGGCCAGUGGGCGAGGGCGCAGCGCGUCAGGGCGGGCGCGGGCGCUCGCUUGUGCGCGCGUGACGCCAGCCAGAGUUCGGCCCCCGCCCGGAUCGGGAGGCCAUGUGAUGUGAGUGUGUCACCCAUCUGACCGGCCCCCACUCGCCACCCACGCGAGCGAGCCAGCGACGCCGAGGCUGCAGAGUCCCCCCGUCCCGUCCAACCCCUUCCACCGGGCCCCGGAAAUCCCCGAUCCGGAGCUGAUCGGGAAUGGCGGCGGAGGCAGCGGACGGGCCCUCGCCCCCGCCGCCACGGACCGGGGAGGCGGAGGCCCCCGCGGCGCCCGAGAAGCGCCCGCCGGCGGGCCGCGACGAGGAGGAGCAGGGCGGGGAGGGGCGGCCGGAGCCCAAGCGGCGGCGGGCGCGCGCGCGCAUCACGGCGCUCGAGAGCGUGCCCCGCGCGGCGGAAGUCGCGGCCGCGGCCGCUGCCGCUGCCGCGAGCAGGGAGGAGCCCGAGCCCGAGACCGCGGGCGGCUGCGACGGGGGAGAGUCCUUCUCGUUCCACGCGCGGGGCUUCUCCAGCGCGCAGGCCACGCCCAAGUUCGGGUCCUUCAACCACCCCGGCGGCGCCGCCGCGGAGCUCGUGGCCUUCCACCUGAUGAAGGCCUCUCGGCGCCGCGUGGAUCCUGAGGAGGCCGGGGAUCGCAGGACGGCUGCCGGCGGCGACAAGGAGGCUUCGGCGGCGGCCGAGGGCAGCGAUGGGAAUUCACGCUAGCGGGGGUAGGCAGUCAAGUGGACCAGUGUGGGACUCGGUUUUGACUUGGGCGUGUAACUGUGGCCCGUGUUUGUUUUGUUGGACAGUUCAUUUUCUUCUUCCUUUUGCUUUCCCUGUUGUGUGCAUCUGUGUAAUGUGUUGUGAUUUUAAUGUACUGGGGGUCGGUGUUUUUUUGUUGUACAAUUAGUGACUACUAACUAGAAACAUAGGCGUGGCUUUGCCACGCCUUCUAUGGAGCAAGCUACCUCGUGGUUCAGUUAGUUAGCCAGCUUGUAGUCAACGUUGGUAAUGUGUUGGUAAAAUUACAUUUCAUUUUGUGGUUAUAUGCAGAUAGCACUCUGCAAUUGAGAAAUUCCAUUAACACUCUGCAAAAUGUGGCAUCUGCUGCAAUAUGUAUUUCAGUGAUGUAUGUAUCUCUUGCA